UUGAAGUUGCGGGUGUCUCUCCUUUGGUGGAAAGGCAUCGCCUCACUUUUAUUAAUUGUAUAAUAUUUAUUAGUCUUAUUCUAACAAUAAUAAUUUUUAUUUCGUUAUUGAGUGCGUUUCUGCCCUUUACAUGUGUAAAUAUAUAGUUUUAUAGUAUAGGAUAAAUUAUAUAUGUUUACAAUUAUAUGAUUAUAUAUCUCUAGUUACAUUAUGGUUCUUAUAUAAAAUGUGUAUUGACUUGAAUUCUUUCUUUUGAAUUUUUGCGCUUUGUUUCGCAGAAUUUCUAAUUUAUCGGUAGUAGUAUUGUUUUUAGGUUGUUAUCUUAUAUAGGUGGUGUUUUUGUCUUUCGCGGUAUGAUUUAAGUUAGUCAUCUGGCGUGUAAGUUUGAAUUUUAUUCGCGUUCUUUUAUAAAUUUUGCUGAGCAAGGGUUUUAAUUUUUAUUCGUGGCGACUUAUCAAGUGUCAAUUGGGAGUGCCAGUAUUCGUCAAACAGUGUACGUGUCUAGUACUGCGAGGGAAAAAUUUAAAAAAAUGUACCCCGUUGAAAGGUGUUAUGAAAAUUAUGGAACUUGGUUCCAGUACGUUACUGCUGUGUUUGGAGAGCGGGAUUUGCGGCAGGGAGUAAAGAUUUUACGUCGCUUGAUUGGUCCGCUUACCCCACACGAGGCUCUGGAUCUAGUCGAGGAGUGGAUGGCUCUGUUUGGGCCUGCUGGGCCUGAGGUUUCGGGCGCAGCAACCUUCUUCUUUCUCCAUAUGCUGGAGAAUCCAGAUGGCGAGGAGGAGUUCAUCGCUCCCAACCUUUCCGAUUUAGAACGGUUGCGGGGAGCACUUAUUGAAUUUGUAUUCAAUAAGAAUUUUGUUUGUUAUUUUUGAAGGGUGAGUUGAAUUUUCUUUAUAACGUAAGGUAUUUUUAAAAAAAAAUUUUUUUUUGUAUGUUUCUAGAGUUUCACGUUUCGCUGACCAUAUCCGUCGUGUGGGGAUUCUCAUUCUUUGGGGCCAACCGGCGAGGCAUUCUGGAGGAGGGAAUUUUGUUUAGUGUAAAA
Molecule: messenger RNA, 1042 nt
Organism: Cotesia glomerata
Lineage: Eukaryota; Metazoa; Arthropoda; Insecta; Hymenoptera; Braconidae
Exons: 2
Coding region: 531-872 (113 amino acids)
Source: RefSeq, a predicted model, not a curated record